GGCCAUACCAAGAGGAGAGGCUGAUUUCCCUACACGUGUCAGGGAAAGUCCCAACUCUGCGCAGCGACCCUCGCUUGCCAUUUUCGCCGGUCUCUAGGGGGCGCUGCCCCGAGACUGGGCGGGGAGGGAAAGAAGGCGGUGCGAAAACGCGUUUGAACUUGGGUCCUGCCGCUGCCCGUAGCCGGCGUCCCCAACAUGGCGGCUCCCCAAGAUGUCCACGUCCGGAUCUGUAACCAAGAGAUUGUCAAAUUUGACCUGGAGGUGAAGGCGCUUAUUCAGGAUAUCCGUGAUUGUUCAGGACCUUUAAGUGCUCUUACUGAACUGAAUACUAAAGUAAAAGAGAAAUUUCAACAGUUGCGUCACAGAAUACAGGACCUGGAGCAGUUGGCUAAAGAGCAAGACAAAGAAUCAGAGAAACAACUUCUACUCCAGGAAGUGGAGAAUCACAAAAAGCAGAUGCUCAGCAAUCAGGCCUCAUGGAGGAAAGCUAAUCUCACCUGCAAAAUUGCAAUCGACAAUCUAGAGAAAGCAGAACUUCUUCAGGGAGGAGAUCUCUUAAGGCAAAGGAAAACCACCAAAGAGAGCCUGGCCCAGACAUCCAGUACCAUCACUGAGAGCCUCAUGGGGAUCAGCAGGAUGAUGGCCCAGCAGGUCCAGCAGAGCGAGGAGGCCAUGCAGUCUCUAGUCACUUCUUCACGAACGAUCCUGGAUGCAAAUGAAGAAUUUAAGUCCAUGUCGGGCACCAUCCAGCUGGGCCGGAAGCUUAUCACAAAAUACAAUCGCCGGGAGCUGACGGACAAGCUUCUCAUCUUCCUUGCGCUAGCCCUGUUUCUUGCUACGGUCCUCUAUAUUGUGAAAAAGCGGCUCUUUCCAUUUUUGUGAGAUCCCAAAGGUGCCAGUUCUGGCCCUUUCAGCUCCUGUUUCAGGAUCUGUCCUGGUUCCUGAGCUCUAGGCUGCUAAGCUGAGCCACACACCCCUCCGUUUGCGCCAGUUGCCUGCAGGUUGGAUGGAACACAGUGCCCCACUUUUCUGCAAGUAGCUGGCUUGUAAAGGGUGAACAGAGCCAUGGGAGGAAGGCCUGGCAUUGGGAUGCCGCCCUGGGGACAUACGAACCGCCUCCUUCCCCCAUUGUGCACUAUGGGAGGCCGCUGCUGCGUGGAGCAGUUAAAGUCCAGCCUCCAGGACCGGAUGCCCCUCCUGUCUCCCGCUCCCAUCGUGCCCUUAAAUGCCAGAUCUGGUGGAGGGAAGAGAGAAGAGGUAGGAAGAAAGGUGAUGAAAACUCCUGGUCAUUCCUUGAAUAAACUUGAUUUUAUUUAAUAGAAUAAAAUGUAUUUGAUUUUGUAAGAUA
This is a messenger RNA of Pan troglodytes (chimpanzee), 1348 nucleotides long. RefSeq names its product BCL2 interacting protein 1 (gene BNIP1). The record is from RefSeq and is a predicted model, not a curated record. Gene Ontology annotation, molecular function: SNAP receptor activity. Bases 196 to 882 code for a protein of 228 amino acids. Gene Ontology annotation, biological process: retrograde vesicle-mediated transport, Golgi to endoplasmic reticulum. NCBI's taxonomy places the organism in Eukaryota, Metazoa, Chordata, Mammalia, Primates, Hominidae. Gene Ontology annotation, cellular component: endoplasmic reticulum; SNARE complex. The transcript has 6 exons.